Dromiciops gliroides (monito del monte) is the source of this 4234-nucleotide messenger RNA. RefSeq names its product ring finger and WD repeat domain 3 (gene RFWD3). The record is from RefSeq and is a predicted model, not a curated record. Bases 157 to 2484 code for a protein of 775 amino acids. NCBI's taxonomy places the organism in Eukaryota, Metazoa, Chordata, Mammalia, Microbiotheria, Microbiotheriidae. Gene Ontology annotation, cellular component: nucleus; site of double-strand break. The transcript has 13 exons. Gene Ontology annotation, biological process: double-strand break repair via homologous recombination; interstrand cross-link repair; protein ubiquitination. Gene Ontology annotation, molecular function: ubiquitin protein ligase activity; protein binding.
UGAUGGUGGUUGUAGUGGCGGCGGCGGCGGUGAAGGCUCGGCGGCGGCGUCUUCGUGAGGUCCAGGCCUGAGGUAGCCUGAGAGCCCCGAGGAGAGCGGACGCCGUCCGCGGCCGCGGCCCAGGAUCCCAACGGCCUCAGUGCGCCGGCGACAGCAAUGGCUCAAGAAGCAAUGGAUGUCGAUCUCCAGGUGAUAGAAGGUCCUGCCAUGGAACACCAGGAGGUGGCAUUUGUCGGGCAGGGGGACGCUCCGCUACUUCCUGUUCCUCAGGUGCCUAUCGAAGUGAUAGAGGAAGUCGUGUCCUCUGGCCUGGACAAUGACGACAAUGUGGACCUUGGAGCCGCAGCCCCAGAAGACACAGUGGGAGCUGGUGUCAGUCCCCUCCUCCCUGAGUCUGCGCUGAGCUCCGUGAAUAACUUUAUUGACAGACUACAGCAGCUUCACGGGGUGCUGGGCCUCUGGAGGCAGCCCUCCCAGCAGACCCCACAGUCAGUGCGGACCAGGAGGAGGGCAGUCCGCCUGCAGAGGAGGGCAGGAGGCUCUCAAAGGACUGUGGACUACAGAUCCAGGGCACCGCUGGACACAUACUUUCGGGUUAACAGGACACAGCCGCUCCAGGCAGCAGACCCACCUACCCCUAACAACGAGGACGAUGACCCCGGCUCUGAGGACAUCCAUGUCUCUGAUACGGAAAGUAACAGCUCCAGUGAGGAGGAGGAGGACGAGGAGGAGGACGAGGAAGAGGAGGAGGAGGAGGAAGAGGAAGAAGAGGAGGUGGAGGAGGUGGAGGAGGUGGAGGAGGAGGUGGACGUCCAGGACGAGAACCCAGAGGCUGUUGAGCUUGGAGUUUCUGGAGAGGUUCCUGCGGAGGCUCCUCCGGAAAACCCUUGGGCCCAGCAGGAAGCCACUCCUGCUGCUGGCGCAGAGGCCCCCCUCAAGCAGCAGUCUCCACUGAAGCCUGAGCCCCCCCCUCCACCGCCUGCAGCUGCCACCAGCCCCUCAGAGGAAGAAGAAGGGGACACUUGUGCCAUCUGCUUUGAACAGUGGACCAGUGCCGGGGACCACCGGCUCUCUGCGCUGCGAUGUGGGCACCUGUUUGGGUACAAGUGCAUCUCCAAGUGGCUCAGAGGUCAAGCUGGGAAAUGUCCCCAGUGCAACAAGAAAGCCAAACGCUCAGACAUUGUGGUUCUCUAUGCCCGAACCCUAAAAGCCCUGGAUACCAGUGAACAGGAGCGCAUGAAAAGUUCCUUACUCAAGGAGCAGAUGCUGAGGAAGGAGGCUGAGUUAGAGUCCGCCCAGUGCCGGCUCCAGCUGCAAGUCCUUUCUGAUGAAUGUAAGAAGCUUCGGAGUCAUGUCCAGGAAUUGAAGAUUCUUGUGGCUCAGCAUGGGGCGAGCACUGCUCAGCCAGGCAGCUCCCAGGUGGGUUUCCAGAACUGUCUGCCCCUCAGCCAGAACCAGCACAAGUACCAGUUUCAGAAGGCCAUCACAGUGUCGCAAGAAGGGAAAUGCCGCAUCAUGGCAUACUAUGACUUCCUGAGCUGCCUGGUGGUAUCACAGCCCUCUCCUCAGGCCGCCUUCCUUCCUGGCUUUGGUGUGAAGAUGAUCAGCAUGGCAGACAUGAAGAGCAGUCAGUAUGUGCCAAUGCACAGCCGAGAGAUCCGGGGACUAGCCUUCAACAGCAGGCAGAAUGGCUGGCUGUUGUCAGCAGCACUAGAUAACACACUCAAGCUGACAAGCCUGGAGACUAACAGGGUGGUACAGACAUACCACACCGGACGUGCAGUCUGGAGCUGCUGCUGGUGCCUUGAUGACGAAAAUUAUAUCUAUGCUGGCCUGGUCAAUGGCUCGAUUCUGGUGUAUGAUCUGAGAGACACGAGCACCCAUGUCCAGGAGUUAGUUCCUCAAAAAUCCAGGUGUCCUGUGGUCUCACUCUCCUACUUACCCCAGAUGGGUUCAUCCGCAUUUCCUGCUGGCGGGAUAUUAGCCGGAAGCUUAGAAGGUGCCUGCUUCUGGAGGCAGAGUACCAGUAACUGCUUUGACCCUCACUGCCUGCCUCUGGAGCCUGGCGGCUGCACCGAUCUCCAAGCAGAAAUCCAAAGUGGACACUGCCUUGUUACCUACCGGCCCAAUAAAAACCAUAACUCUGUGCACAGUGUGUUGCUGGAAUUAACCUGUAGUUUGAAUGAAGCUACCGAGCCAGUCUACUCAUGUCGGCCUGUUCAGACAUUCAGCGCUGGACCCACUUGCAAACUGCUGACCAAAAAUUCCAUCUUCCAGAGCCCAGAGGAGAAUGGCAGCAUCCUGGCGUGUGUUAGUGAUGAAUCUUCAAAUUCCGCCUUAAUCUGGGAUGCAGGGAGUGGCAGCCUUCUCCAGAAGCUCCAGGCAGACCAGCCUGUGCUGGCCAUCUGCCCCUUCGAAUUCAACACGCACAGCUACCUGGCUACUCUGACAGAGAAGACCGUCAGGAUCCACAGAUGGGAGUAAUGAGGUUAGGUGGUCAGGCACAGGCUUGUGGCCAGUUUUCAGCUGGAGCAUUCCGACUUUACAAGCUGAGCUUCGGCAUCCAGAGAAGGGAAUGGCCUGGAGUCUCUUUACUCACUUGUCCUGUGUGAGGCUUCAUUUGUUUUACCCACAGGGCCUCCAGGUGGAAGAGUACAUCAGCCUUCGGGGCUGUGAUGUGUGAAAGCUCUCCCCUGGGGUUCCUAUGAACUGUAUUCCAGAAGUCCUGUUUGCUGAUUCCAUUCUUACAAGGCACAGAGAAUUGUUUCUCUGAUCAGACACAAGGGAGUACUAGGGAAUAGAGGGAAACUUGGAUUAUUAUUGACUCAGCCCUAUGAAGGGGGUCCCUUGAGAAAUGGGGUAUUUUUGUUGGGGCAUCAGUUCUGUGGCUCCUCUCUAGCUGGCUCUGUGCAGAGUUCCUUGAGAAAGCUUCUAGACCUUCUAGACGUGUAAGUUAUGGGGAGAAGAAACUUUAAUUUACCAGACUUCUUGGGAUCUCAGGGUAAAUUUGUCUUAGCAUGCGAAGGCUUAGUCUUCUUCUUCUCCCUUGAAAAGAUGUUGGGAAAAAAGUAGGAAUUAUGUCAAGGUUAAUUCUUUUCUCUCCAUCAAUAACUUCCUACAAAGAAACGGCAAACUAGCUGGGGCACCCAUGGAAGGUCGUUCCCGUUAGCUGGGGUUGGCCACAGUUCUCUGGCCCAUAUGUUCCAAGAGCCUGACUCACCCUUUGGUAGAUCAGUGUUCAGUCAGUUAAAUGCCCCACUCACCCUUUAAAUCAGCCCCUUUCCUUCCCUUCUGAGGGACCGUUUUUAAAUCCCAGCUUCCCAACCUAGGAGAAAGGAGAAGAGCACCCCCUUUUAUCAGCCAAAGAAGGUUCGUUUGUUCUAUUUGAAUUAUCAGGAAUCUGGGCCUGGGGCCCAGAUUGCAGCACAAAACUUGAGUUAACACCCAUUCACUUGGGCCUUUCAGCCAGCCAACUGUCAGCAGAAAUGAGGAAGGCAGGUACUAGGCACAGACUGUCUUCAGAGAGGCACCCUGACUGUGGAUCAGGGGUGGGGUUGUAGGUUGUACUCUGUGUCUGGGUAACCCCAGAGCUAGUUUGCUGCCCAGCAGUUCAGGUACAUUACAUGAAACCAGAGUUUCUGUCUCAGAAUCGCCUGAAGGACAGGAAAAGGAAGUGAUUUGGGCAGGCAAGGUUGAAAUUGUGCCAAUUCUCGCUUACUUACUUUACUACACUGAAAUCAGGCUUUUUGCUGGCAAGUAUGAAGGAAAAUAAAUAAUUAAAUUGAAGCACUCCCUCAAAAUACUUCGUCAGGAAUAGGAGCAAAAUUAUUCUCAACUUUAUGGCCAGAACCAUUGGGUGGUUUGUCAACUGGUGCGAAGGCCUACAGUGAUGUGCACAGGACCGACAUGCCCUCCUGCCCUUCGACCUUCUAAUAAUUUGAUCUGCACUUAUUCAUCAAAGGGUUGUUUAGUUAGAAAGUAGAUUAAGAACCUCUUUCUCUUGAGGGGCUGUGUCCGAGGAUCCCUCUAUAGGGAUUUAGUCUAUAGGGUUUAUUUUUUGUGGCAUCUGGCUCAAUAUUUUAAAUUUCAGUUACUUCUCAUCUAAAUCUUGGAGCUAAGAGGGAUUGGAGUAUCUGGUGCUUGCUUGGCUUGGAAGAACAAGAUUAUGUGAUCUGAGAAACCUUUGUUUAAUUGUACUUUUUUGUGUCCUCUGUGUAUAUGUAAAAAUAAAGAA